Messenger RNA from Owenia fusiformis, 2196 nucleotides. NCBI's taxonomy places the organism in Eukaryota, Metazoa, Annelida, Polychaeta, Sabellida, Oweniidae. The record is from the annotation of a GenBank genome assembly.
AGCGGCCUGUGCAAUAUGUCAAAUUAAGUAUAGUACACCCAAAUAUAUAUUUAGCUGUAUGCGUUACAAAGCUAUACUCUAAAGUAACGCAAAAAAGUAAAAAUAGAAAAUACAUAAGAGCAGUAAAAUUUACUUUGUAGUGACAGACUCAUUGGAUUGAUAUUUGUGUUUAUCAUUGUGUUUUGAGAAUACGGAAGUGAUAGCUCGGCGGAUGUGACAAAUAUCUCGUGAAAUUAAUUUUGUUAUUUGACGUGGCCUUCCGUCUCGAGCAUUCUAAACUAGGAGUUACACUGAUAGAGUCAACUAGACGAUAUAACUGAUGUUUUAGGAUCGGAGACACCUGUUCCAAAUACAAAUAAUAACAAGCCGAAUCACAACAAUACAAUUAACUGCACAAUACGCGGACAUAAGAGAAAAGUAACGCAAUCUUCGUAAAUAAUUAAUCAACCCCUUAUUAGCUAGAUACCAUAAUGGGAGGAUCACACGGCAAGGGGUCGCAUACGAUCACACAACCAUCAGAUCCAAACCCCCAAGUUACUCCCCUCAUGCGCGCUGUACAGGAGAUGGAUCUUCCCAAAAUGAACGAAAUCUUAGACGGACAGAAUGCUAACAUUGAUACUGUAAACGGUGCAGGUCAAACCGCCCUUGAUAUCGCCUUGUUGCAUUCAGCUGCUAUUGCAGACGCGGAUGAUGAAGCUGAAGUCAAACGUGUGUGUAAUACGGCUAAAUUACUUCUCGCAGCCGGCGCAUCAAAAGUGUCAAGGGACACACUUUACACAGUGUGCACACAGCUAAGAAAAGUCGAUAGAAAAUAUAACCCUCUGGUCACGUUAACAAAGAUCGUCGCAGAGAAUUCGACGUCCAAGGAUGUCAAGGAACUUCUCCUGCAGGUUAUAAUCUGGUACCAAAGGCCUGAUUUGAUGGAAAUGUUGAUCAAAUCUGGAGCGGAUACAUUAUCCUUCUGGUUGGCGCACAACAAUAUGACCGAGCACAUACCAUGCCACGAGAGCGUAAGCUACUACGAGAGUAACAACCUCAUACCGCCACACGCCAUAGAAAGCUUCAUCAAAUCGGUGAAAAAAUCCAACAAGGCUGAAUUGGUGAAAUAUAUCGUCUCUGAUAUGGCUAAGUAUCCAACAGCGGCAAUUGACAAUGAAGCUAUCAAAGAGAAACUUGAUGUUCUUCAGCAACACGGUGCUACUAUUACGGAUGAGAUGAGGGAUUCGGUCCUGAACAGGUUGCAGUAAUAACACUUGUAAUACCAUACUAUACCAUACCAUACCAUACCAUAACAUGCCCUACAUCGCCAUGCCCGUAUCGAGGGCUCGUGCGAUUUCGGGCAACAUUUAGAUUUUCCGGCAAAAAUUAGACAUUUGAACAAUCGGAGCCCGCUUGGAAUCUUGUUACGUCUGUGAUUUAUCAUACUGAAAUGCGAAAGAGGCAGACGGGCCAAGUGCUUUUUUGUGCAUGGAUGGAAUAAGCCCUAUUCACAAAUCUGUAUCUUGGACGCUUAUACAAGUUGUAUAUGGAAGUUGGGAAAUGUGUUUUAUGUUAGAACACAUUAUGGAAGAUAUAACAGUUUGCAGUAAAACAACUAUAAACAUGUUUAUUCGUUUAUUUUUCCGUUUUAAUCGUCCAAAUGCUUGUUGUAUUUGACUUAGUUAUACAUUUUGUUACAAUCCAUGGAAAUACAUGUACGGCAACAUGAGUUGCAGAAACACCAUGGCGUCAACAUACAGAGCGUUCAAUAAAUACUGUUAAAAGGCUUUUUUGAUUCUAUUUUUCACGUCAUAAAUUGGACAAUGUAAAUGCUGUACUUUUAUUAAUACUUAUUGAACGUAUUGCAUUGAUGUUCGCCAUCAUUUUUGUCCAGAAAUAACAUUCAAACAUAUUCAUCAAAUAUAAUUUAUAUGAACAGAUUAAAGAUGAUUAGACAACUAGAUUAUGUAUGUUAUUUGCCAUCAACAUGACAUUUCGAAAUAAAUUAGCAUUGUCAUAUUUUCAGACCGUUAUACUUAAAAUAUGAUCCAUAAAGAGGGGAAAAUAUCCAUGAAUUCAUAGAUGAACAUUUUUUGAUAUAAAAUGAGAUUCAUCUUUACCUGCUGAAUCUUUGAAUUCUGGGACAUUUCGCUCUUAGAUUAUAUUUACCUACAUCGUGUUUCUAUGUUUUCUUUGAAAUUUAAGAGGUCGCUAUCU